AUGAACGCCAUUGCAAUAUUUGUGAUUGGAGUGUGCCUGUUUGCGGGGUUACCGUCCGGGGAUACCAAGCCCCUACCGGACCAAGAUGGGGCUCGGCGCGCCGAAACACGGCAGCAGUUGAGGCAAGCACCUGGAUUUCUCAAACUUGUUGAGAGUUCCAUCGAGGCGAAAGAGGUACUUGAUGAAGACAGUGUUGAGAUGGUCGCUGAUUGUCUGCAUGGUGAUUGCUCCGAGAUCUACGAGCUCAGACCUGAGCUGUUAACUUUGAUCAAACUGAUCAAUGAGAAUGACAGAAACGCUGGAGAAAGAUUAUCGCCGGCACAGACAAGAGGGCCUCACUUUGGUAGUCACGAAUCUAGUAGCCACCCUGAGCCCAUCUCUGAGGACAACAUAUCUGAGUCAAUAAUCUCUGAGGACGGUCACUCUGAUUCCAGCCACACUGAGGACGGUCAUUCUGAGUUCAGCAUCUUCGAGGAAAGCCACUCUGAGUCCAGCAGUUCUGAAGACGGUCACUCUGACUCCAGCCACAGUGAGGACGGUCAUUCUGAGCCCAGCAUUUCCGAGGAAAGCCUUUCUGAGUCCAACAGCUCUGAGGACGGUCACUCUGAUUCGAUCCACACUGAGGACGGUCACUCCGAGUCCAGCAGCUCUGAGGAUGGUCACUCUGAAUCCAGCCACACUGAGGACGGUCACUCUGAGUCCAGUAGUUCUGAGGAUGGUCACUCUGACUCAAGCAGCACCGAGGAUGGUCACUCUGUAUCCAGCAGCUCUGAGGAUGGUCACUCUGAGUCCAGUAGCUCCAAGGACAGCCACUCUGAGUCCAGCAGUUCUGAGGAUGGUCACUCUGACUCAAGCAGCACCGAGGACGGUCACUCUGAGUCCAGCAGCUCUGAGGAUGGUCACUCUGAAUCCAGCCACACUGAGGACGGUCACUCUGAGUCCAGCAGCUCUGAGGAUGGUCACUCUGAGUCCAGUAGCUCCAAGGACAGCCACUCUGAGUCCAGCAGUUCUGAGGACAGCCACGCUGAGGGCGGUCACUCUGACUCCAGCCACGCUGAGGGAGGUCAAUCUGACUCCAGCCACGCUGAGGAAGGUCAAUCUGACUCCAGCCACACUGAGGUCGGUCACUCUGAGUCCAGCAGUUCUGAGGAUGGUCGCUCUGACUCAAGCCACACUGAGGACGGUCACUCUGAAUCCAGAAGCUCCGAGGAUGGUCACUCAGAGUCCAGCAGCUCUGAAGACGGUCCAUCUAAAACCAGUAUCUCUGAGGACGACCACUCUGAGUAA
Asterias rubens (European starfish) is the source of this 1287-nucleotide messenger RNA. Its product is annotated as suppressor protein SRP40-like. The record is from RefSeq and is a predicted model, not a curated record. The transcript is spliced from 2 exons. Lineage: Eukaryota; Metazoa; Echinodermata; Asteroidea; Forcipulatida; Asteriidae. The coding region runs from base 1 to 1287 and encodes 428 amino acids.